This is a messenger RNA of Salvelinus sp. IW2-2015, 2988 nucleotides long. The record is from RefSeq and is a predicted model, not a curated record. NCBI's taxonomy places the organism in Eukaryota, Metazoa, Chordata, Actinopteri, Salmoniformes, Salmonidae.
AUGGGUCUCAGCGAGGACCAGUCCACAAACCAAGGCACUGAGGGCCUCAGAGAGGACCAGUCCACAAACCGAGGUACUGUGGGUCUCAGAGAGGACCAGUCCACAAACCGAGGCACCGUGGGUCUCAGCGAGGACCAGCCCACAACCCGAGGCACCAUGGGUCUCAGAGAGAACCAGUCCACAAACCGAGGACGCCCGUCACAACCGGGCACCGUGGGUCUCAGCGAGGACCAGCCUACAACCCAAGGCACCGUGGGUCUCAGCGAGGACCAGUCCACAAACCAAGGCACUGUGGGCCUCAGAGAGGACCAGUCCACAAACCAAGGCACCGUGGGUCUUGGAGAGGACCAGUCCACAAACCGAGGCACCGUGGGUCUCAGCGAGGACGAGUCCACAAUCCGAGGCACCAUGGGUCUCAGAGAGGACCAGUCCACAAACCAAGGUACUGUGGGUCUCAGAGAGGACCAGUCCACAAACCAAGGCACCGUGAGUCUCGGCCAAGGACAGUCAACAGAUACUCUCAGGCAGGACCAGUGGACUGACCUAGGAACCAUGGCUCUCCCCAUCCCUGUCCACACCGACCGCACCUACAUCUCCUCCACUAUGAGUCGAGCGGGAGAGAGGACCUUACUGUCUGUGAGCUCCAACAGCACCUCCAUGUACCCUGAGGACUCCACCCGGGGCCUCCCGACGGGCCGCACCGGUGCCAGGGCUGGGGAUGUCACCGACAGGAUACCCUCCACCGGACCUGACCAUGGGCAUGACGCUACGUCUGGGUCUGACUCUCUCCCCCACUCCAACACCAACUCUUCACAAGAGUUGCCUGGUGGUUCUUCUUCCAGAGGGACCAACCCGCUGACUGGACCCCCCAAUGUGACCCAACAGCAGGACCUCACCUCUCUGGUUUCGGAGGGAACCCCCUACUCCACCCCCCCUCUCAGCGUGGCUGAUAACCACAGCAGACGGGACACAGACACAACAGACUCCACUCAGCCCUCCAGAAGCAGGACGUCCCAAACAGAAGAUGGGGUCCCUGAUUCUUCCCAGCCCCCCAUCCUGUUUUCAGGACCCAGCCAUCCCAGCACCAACACCUCUCAGGGAGGAGAUAGAGAUACUCCCUCCAUCAUGGUCACCGGGUCUGGCACUUCCACGGAGUCCUCCACAGGUGCCCUCAGCACCCAGGGGGGCCAGGGUGAGACAGAAGGAGUCACAUCACUCCACACAGAGGACACACCUACCAUCAUAGGUCUGGCUCUAACUACUGCUUACCCGACGCUACGAGAAAGUGCCACCGCCCUGGACGACUUCCUGUCCCGGUUCAUCUCAAGCCAGCCUCCCUUUGUCCCCAAGACAGAGCAGCCAUCGCCGGCGGUGACCACAGAGGUCCUGAUGUCCACCACAUCCGUUACCGUUACGAUGACGUCACAGGUCACUGAGGAGGAGACCUACAGAUUUACUACGGCAACCAGCACCACACUGACACCCCCUCUGGCCACGACAAGGAUGGUUCAGCUUAGCACCACCACCUCCGUCGAAGCCCAGACUCAACCCACCACCAUCCCUACCACCAUUACCACUGAGACCACUCUGGGUCUCCAGACCUCGGCUUCAACCCCCCAGCGCCCAGCUACCCUUCAGACCCAGACCCAGGAGCCCUCAACAGGGGUGAGCUUCACCGACGUCACCAGCUCCACCGAUGUAACCACCUUGCACCUGGAGACCAGCACGGCCACACCGGGGAACACCACGCCCCACAGCGGCCAGGCCAUCACCACCACCACUACUACAGCCUCCUCUUCCUACAGCCACAGCACCACCACCAGGAGCACAGUGGAACUGCACACUACAGGGAAACACACUGACAGGGGGACCACUGAUGUAGAAGUGACCACAGCUCCAAUGGACAUCAGAUCUACACCUCAGACACCAGGUAGUGCCUGUGAGCCCAACCCCUGUCUGAAUGGAGGUGGGUGUGGACAGACCGAUGGAGGGGGGGAAUUCACCUGUUACUGUCUGUCAGCAUGGACAGGACCUACUUGCAAUGAGGAUGUGGAUGAGUGUGAGAGUGGCCCCGGCCCCUCAGGCCCGUGUCCCAGUGACUCUGCGUGUGUUAACACCAGGGGCUCCUUCAGCUGCGAGUGUCCCCUGGGCCUUGACAUUGAGAACGGACGAGACUGCACGCGAGCAAAAACUUUCUUAGGGACGUUCAGUGUCAACAACUCUUACUAUGACCCACUGCUCUCCAGGAGUGCCACACUGCAUGAGAUCCAGAGAGAGAUCAACCAGCUGCUCAAUGCCUCAUUAUCAAUUCUGCGUGGUUACCGGCGCUCUACUUUGAGUAAAAAAGGGGAAGACGGAGUUCAUAUCUCUGCUGUCAACAUGUUCUCCCUCUCUGCUGACGUGACCAGCUCUGAGAUCUACGACAGCAUACAGAUGUCUCUGAACAACUGUAACAGCACUGCUGGACACUGCAGAGUGGUGGUCACUCACCAGCUCUCCUAUCAAGUUGAGAGUCUGUGUCUGGCUCAGAACACCCAGUGUCACCUAGAGCGUUCCUUCUGUGCCGACUCCAAUGGGACAGCCAUCUGCCAGUGUCAACCAGGGUACUUCAAACUCAACCCUGAGGACCAGUCCUGCCUAGAAUGCGGUGAUGGUCUGAAACGGAUCAAUGGAACCUGUGUCAGGUGCACAUUUGGAUUUGGAGGAUUCAACUGUGGAAAUUUCUACAAGCUGAUAGCUGUGGUGGUAUCGCCAGUAGGGGGUGCCCUACUCCUUGUUCUCAUCAUCGCUCUCAUUGUCACUUGCUGCAAGAAAGACAAGAAUGACAUCAACAAGAUAAUUUUCAAAAGUGGCGAUUUUCAAAUGUCGCCGUAUGCAGAGUUCCCAAAGAGUAACCGUGUUUCUAUGGAGUGGGGGAGAGAGGCCAUCGAGAUGCAGGAGAACGGUAGCACCAAGAACCUGCUACAAAUGACAGACAUCUACUACUCU